AUGGAGAGUAUGGAAGUUCGAAGCGACAGCCGUCCUCCACAUACUCCCUGUAGAUGUGGAGCCUAUGACAAGAUAAUGGUGGCCACUAGUAUUUUACGAAACAGGAUCAUUGAUGCGGUCAACAAUGAACUGGAUCAGUAUGAACAACCGUUGUCCUGCCUUCUCCAGUUUUCGAAAGACGCCACUUACUGUGAGAAUGAUGUCGCGAGUGCCAGCAGUCAGCUGACCUUUGAAGAAUCAAAGAACAGUCCACCGCUCAGCUCACAAAGCCAGUCGCGCAGUUCCGAGCUCAGUACUGAACGCUCACCAUCUCUCGAUCUCAUUGUUAAUGAUAUCGUUGUCAACGCGUCAUUGUUGUUGUUAUCAAAGUUGAAGUAG
Messenger RNA from Haemonchus placei, 378 nucleotides. The record is from the annotation of a GenBank genome assembly. NCBI's taxonomy places the organism in Eukaryota, Metazoa, Nematoda, Chromadorea, Rhabditida, Trichostrongylidae.